AUGCCUGAAGUUUGCGAUCCAAUAACACAAAAUGGCUCGCACUAUAUAAAAUGGAUACAUAUGCUGUUUGGUUCUUGUGUCUAUGGUAACAGGGAAGCUGCAAGUUUAUUAUUAGGUUUUUUGUCGAUAGCAUGUUGGUUGAAUGCGCAAUCACCCCAAGUAAUAGCAAAUUACAGGAACAAAUCAACGGAUGGAGUUAGUAUACAAUUCUUGAUGAUUUUGUUGCUCGGUGAUGUUACUAACUUUGUUGGUUGCAUAUUAACGAAACAAUUGCCGUUUCAACACCAAAGAAAAUCUGUUGAAGGAUUAUCGAUUGUAAUGUUUAUAUUCGCAGCCCUCGGUAAUCUAACCUAUACAAUGUCCAUAUUCACCAACCCAUUGGCAUCCAGCGAUCCAUUAUUUCUAAUAGAUAAAAUACCAUAUAUAUUAGGUGCAGUUGGUACAUUAUCAUUCGAUGUUACCAUUUUUUUACAAUGGUGUGUUUGGAAAGACAGGAUACGUAAUGAUCAUCAAUAUCCUUAUCGUAGGGCCAGAUCUGCUACCACUCACUCACAUUCUUCAAUAGGGUUAUCAUCGUCUAAACGAUUGUCUUCAUCGACACAUAAAUUAGGAUAUAAUACAUUACCCUCAAAUUAUCAUAAAACUAAUUUCAAGAAACAACUUCGUAGUGGUGCUGGUAGUAAUGAUGAACUUAGAAGAAGUAUUAUUUUAACAAAUGGUGAAUUAUUUGUUUAG
Entrophospora candida is the source of this 735-nucleotide messenger RNA. The record is from the annotation of a GenBank genome assembly. NCBI's taxonomy places the organism in Eukaryota, Fungi, Glomeromycota, Glomeromycetes, Entrophosporales, Entrophosporaceae.